UUGUGAAAUUCCUUAUAACAGAAGAGAAAAACUAGUGGGGAAGAACAGAGUUAAGACAGGACAGAACAGAACAAAACAGAGCCUUUCCUAUGUUUUCGGCUGUGUUGUGUCCAAAUUUGGUGAUAUUGUGAUGAAAUGAGGUCAUCAUUACCUCUAAAUAUGGCAAAUCAUUUCUGCCAAUCCCAUUCCCAAAUUUUUCUCUCUUUUUGUUACCAACCUAACCUAUCACAACAUGGGUCACGAAGGUCCUCAUCAUCUCACCUCCUCAUCAGCAUCUCUAGGGUCUCCUACAUUCCUUUGGAGCCCUAGGUUUUGCUGUUUUAUGCUAUUCCAAUUUCAGAGCCCCGAUCUGCAGCUACAUGUUCCGCUUAAUUAAGUAUCAUCAUUGAUCACAACCAAUUUCUCUCUCUCUCCCUCUCUGUCUUUUGUUUUCGUUUUUUCGUUGUUGGAUAAUGUGGCUGUGAAAAAUCACAUAUUUGUUUGACGGUAGUAAUCUGGGAAGGAAAAUUUAUGCCCAAAUGUUUUAUCUUUUUGAAAAGGGAAUCUUAGAACAAAAAAUAUACAAAAUUUGAUAACUUUAGCCCCACCGUUUGUUCAUCUUCUACCGAUCAUAAAUGCAAUUUAUGAUUGAUACUUUUGGAGGAUGUACUCUCUUGCUUAUUUCUGUGAUAUUGUGUCGCAAUUAUCAACAUUAUGGAAAAUUGCGGACAAAUAUGGUCCCGUUGCGUUGUGGAGACCUCAAAAACCAUAAUAUCAAAGACUAUGGUUUAAAACCUUUAACAGCCUGAUGUUGCUUAAAACCUAUAUUUUUUGUUAAAUGAUUAGUAUAAUGGCACUUCUAUAUAAUGUUGUUUGAAUUCUAUUUAAUUCUUAGUAUAAUAUGAAAAAAAGAACCGACAAAUACUUGUAAUGCUUCCUUGUUUUCUGAGUUAGUUGAGAAUGAAUAUUAUUUUCCUAUAAGGUUUUGUUGCUUCCAUGAAUACUUGUAAUAUAUAGAGUAGAAUAUGUUCCAUAAAGCUUCAUGAAUGAAUGAUCAAUAAUGGCUUAAAAUAAGUCAAGUUUCUCAACAUUUUUGUUUUAUGUUUGUCUUUCCCAUCAACUAUGAUAAGAAUAGUGUCUCCUUUGAACCAAAUCUCAUCUCUCUUAAUAUUUAUUGUUGACAUUAUCUCACUUCCCUUUUAGACAGUUCACUGUUUUGCUUUUCUUUUUCUUUUUGAUUGUGAUUCUAACCCUUAUCACUAUAUUUUACAACCUUUUGUCAUAGGUUCCUUGUCAGUGUGGAACCUGGCAUAUCAACCUAAUGGGAUUGAAACUUACAAAGCAGGAACCACCCAAAGCUGAGGACCUAAGUAUACAUCAUCACAUGAUUAAUUACCUAACCAAGAAUUUUAUUCGUAACUUGGUAUCUAAGCAACGUAGAAGAAUGCUUAUAGCUGGUUAUGAUCUUGACAUGUCAUAUAUCACCGAUAGAGUAUUAGCAAUGUCAUUUCCUUCUCAACGAAUGCGAGCAAUGUAUCGAAAUCCUCUCUGGCAGGUUAAAUCUGUGUUGGACAUGAGACAUUAUGAGCAUUAUAAGAUCUACAAUCUCUGUAUAGAAGAAAGUUAUGAUCCUGCUCACUUUUAUGGACGUGUGGAAGCAUACCCCUUUGAUGAUAACCAUGUGCCAUCUCUUGAAAUGGUUAGAGAUUUCUGUGAAAGUGUGGAUUCAUGGCUGUCAAGUGACCCAAAAAAUAUUGCUGUUAUUCAUUGCAUGGCAGGAAAAGGUAGAACAGGAUUAAUGGUGUGUGCAUACUUAACUUAUUGCGGCAUGUCAGCAGAUGAGGCUCUUCAACUGUAUGCAGACAGACGAACAACCAAUAAUGAAGGAGUAUCAAUACCAAGUCAAAGACGAUAUGUGGCAUAUUGGGACAGUCUACUUUCAAAUUGUGUCCCAAGACAAACUGGAAAUGGAACACUAAAAGUGAAGUUGCCUCCACCGUCUAGCAGAGAAUUACGGCGUAUCCGGCUUUAUGAUACAGUCAACAUUGACACUAUAUUCUUUGUCAUCUCAGAGCUACAAGAGAUUCCUAAUCAGGUGUAUCGUCCACCAGUGGAAGCUUACCGUAGCAGCUGUAGACAGAUUAAGAAAGGGUAUCAGAGAAACAACAGCCCUCGCUAUUAUAUAUCUGUUCUUGAAGAUGAUAGUGAUGGAAAGCAAUCAGAAACAGAAGAACCUCGAAUUGUAGUUCAAAUGGACACAGAGAGUCCUGUUAUAUACCAGAAGUCAUGUUUGGACCAUUACUUUGAUAAACCUAUACAAGUAAGUGGAGAUGUACGUGUCAUAUUCUAUGAGAAAAUGAUAGGUGGUCGCCUUUUCUACUGCUGUUUUAAUACAGCUUUUAUUAAGAACAGCUUGCUUCAGCUCACAGUACAAGAGUUGGACAAAGUUGGGAAGAAGGGAAGCUCAAUAUGUGGUCCUGACUUCUGCCUAGAAUUAUUGUUUGGUCCUGCUAACACAGGAUAUUCGUCAUCAAAUAUAUCCAAUGAUGAACACUCUAGUGAUGAUUCUUUAUAAUACUAUUUCUAAAAAUCUUUACAUAAUAUGAAAAGUCCAUAUCAAAUUAACUUGUGUAACGUAUUCCUGCAAAAUGAUCCCAACCAUGAGUCCCUCACAGUGCCAUGUAGCAAGUGCAUUCAUUCCUCCAACCGUCUUGCUGUAUAUGUUUUCAUUGGCGAAAGGCAUGGGGAGUAAGUGUAAUUUUUUGUAUUAUGUUAGUCAUUGAGUAGCAUUUGGCUGAAGAUGAGGUUGAGAGCCUUUUAAUGCAAAAUUUCACCAA
This is a messenger RNA of Vigna umbellata (rice bean), 2816 nucleotides long. Lineage: Eukaryota; Viridiplantae; Streptophyta; Magnoliopsida; Fabales; Fabaceae. The record is from RefSeq and is a predicted model, not a curated record.